AGCUUAAACCACAGGGUCCUUGGUAGAAGGACCUCAGCAGACGUAAACAUAAAAAAGAUGUUUGUUAACGGAAACUAACGUUCAAUUGCCGAUUUCAGUAGAAUUUACGUCUCUCAAACGCACCUUUGACUACGAAGCGAUGGCAGAGGAAAAUGAACUGGAGAAGCGUGCAGUAGAGGAGCUCCUAAAGGAGACGGACAGGGCUCGAGUGAGAGCAGAGACCAUGGGCCCUGCCGGAUGGUUGAAGUGUCCCCUGCGCAGCACCAACAAGCGCUUCCUCCUCAACACCCUGCGCUCCACCGGCCUGCAGCAGCAAACCGCAGAGUCCACAGACGUGAACUCCACCGCGAGAGGGCGCCUGAGGAGCGACUCCCCCGACAGAAGCCGCAACCGCAGCAGAACACCUCCCAGAGAUCCCGGAGGUAAAGGAGGCCACGCGGACCGCAAACACCGCCGCGGGGACAGCGGCAAUAACAAAGAUAAGAAGCCGGAAAGAGACAAAGAGAGGAGUUGCAGACACGGAGACGGCAGAGACGGGAGACGUGGAAAAGACGGCCGGGACAGAGCCAGAGGCGGACUUCAUGAAUGAAGACUUCUGUUCAGGGGAGGAACACUGAUUUUACAGAUUGCCACUCCCUGUACAGGCCGCACUCCGGUGGACGCUCCUCACGGAGCAGCUGCCACACCUCACUAGCCGACCAAGAGAAUAGUUCUGUGCACCUGGCUGAGAAGACGUUGAAGAUUUUAUUUCUGAUGAUAGAUAUUUAUACACGGAAGUUGACAUGGUUUAUUUGUUUUUAUUAAAUUCCUCAUAAAGCCAGUAGCCAAGAUGA
Molecule: messenger RNA, 833 nt
Organism: Pungitius pungitius (ninespine stickleback)
Lineage: Eukaryota; Metazoa; Chordata; Actinopteri; Perciformes; Gasterosteidae
Product: protein POLR1D-like
Exons: 3
Coding region: 140-589 (149 amino acids)
Source: RefSeq, a predicted model, not a curated record